GUGUUGGCUACUUUUUACUCUCAUUGACUGGUGACAAAGAAGACCGACUCGGUCAGGUGUCUUAAGAGAGGAGACUCACGGACCACGCGCAUGUGUGGAGUAUCAGUAGGAUUUUAGAGCGCGCACGUUCGCCUGAAUGGAUGGUAACUAUCUGGCCACUUUUUACGAGUCUGAAAAAAGUUUUUUUAAAGCCACUGGAAGGAAGAAUGGAUGUGAAAAGCAAGCGGUAUUGUAGUUUGACAAGCAGUGCUUCUGAGAUGGAAACAUCUCAAGCUAUGGAGGUCGAGAUGCUGGAUGGAUCCUCCGUGAUAAGUUCUUUCACUGAGCUUUGACUUUACUUUUAUUCCUUCACAGAAGAAUGUGAUGCUUUUGAAUAAGACUCUCACACACAUGAUCGUUCCCUUUAAACGCAUCUAUUAUUAACUGAGCUUGUAUUUUCUCCCUGUUAAUUGACAUUAUGGACAAGAACUCUAUUGCAUAUCAGAUGGAGUUGACACUUUUCAUGGUCGUCUUCCUGUUUUGGGUCACCGUGUGUGCGGAUGACAGUAAGAUCAUUUCAGACCGGUAUGCUGUGUACUGGAACAGCACGAAUCCCAGAUUCUUGCAUGGUGAAUACACAGUGGAGGUGGCCAUCAACGACUACCUGGACAUCUACUGUCCGCACUACGAGGACCAUCUUCCUCAGGAGCGCAUGGAACGUUACAUUCUUUUUAUGGUCAACUAUGACGGCUACACCACCUGCAACCACCAUAUGAAAGGCUUCAAGCGCUGGGAAUGCAACCGCCCAAUGAGUCCAAACGGGCCCCUUAAGUUCUCAGAGAAGUUCCAGCUCUUCACACCCUUCUCUCUGGGCUUUGAGUUUCGCCCAGGCCAUGAAUACUACUACAUCUCUUCACCACACCCCAACCUUGGUGGGAAGCCGUGUUUGAAACUGAAGGUGUACGUCAAGCCUACAAAUGACUCUCUGUACGAGUCUCCAGAGCCUUUCCUGACAGAUGACUCCAGCAGUGGUUGGGCAUUAACGCCCAGCUUGUGGCACAUGCUUCCGUUGCUUCUGCUUUUGUGUCCCUCAUAGCAUUAUAAUCCACUGAGCCUGACCACGCCCAACCUGCCCCACCCCAUCAUACAUCACAAUGACAUGCCCCACCCCAUGAGAUCUGGUGUCUAGCCAACAAACAUUGCUUCCUCACCUGCUCUUUGCACUGUUGAAAUGGAUUUUUACCAACCCUGCAACCCGGCUGGACAUCCGAAAACCAUCUCUAAUUUACAAUGACAAUAUGCCUCGCCCAAAUGCCCAAAUAUGGGCGUUCUUGCAUAGGCUUUCUUGCUCGACUGACAAAAGACAUGUGAAGCGGCCAGCAUUUUUGAGUGUGCUGUACUUUUCUGCCGACAUCCCACUAUCAUCCUCGUGUCAAGAUUCAAGCGACUGUCAUCUGAAUCUCUCUGUUUGUCUGCGUUAACCACCUACCUGAGCCUUUACUGUCAUCUGAGCUCAGUUUUCACUAUUGUGAGAUCGUAAAAGUGUGCAAGUGAGUUUGUGCUUGUGGGUGCACGUAUGCCAAUGUUCGCAUAUGAACAGAUGUACAGAGCAGUCACAGUCCCUUAAAAAAUUACUACAAAAAAACUUGUUCUAUUACUCAUUGAGAGAAGGAGACAAAUCUAUCUGUGAAUCUGCCAAAGACACUACUUAAAACUUUUUUUAAUAGGGGGAGUGGGGCAAAUACUGGCUUUGGGAAGAGAUUACAUGCAACCAUGGAACAUUUCAGGCUUUUAGAUUCAUGGGAGGGGAGUGACAGACGACAGUGUAGAUUUUUCUAUAUAAUUAUCUUUUUUGUCAUACAAAAAACAAGAAUGUUGCGUAGAUUAAAAAAACAA
Messenger RNA from Rhinichthys klamathensis goyatoka, 1875 nucleotides. RefSeq names its product ephrin-A2-like. NCBI's taxonomy places the organism in Eukaryota, Metazoa, Chordata, Actinopteri, Cypriniformes, Leuciscidae. The record is from RefSeq and is a predicted model, not a curated record. Gene Ontology annotation, cellular component: plasma membrane. Gene Ontology annotation, molecular function: ephrin receptor binding. Gene Ontology annotation, biological process: osteoclast differentiation; ephrin receptor signaling pathway; axon guidance. The coding region runs from base 458 to 1075 and encodes 205 amino acids. The transcript has 4 exons.